Messenger RNA from Trypanosoma theileri, 2367 nucleotides. RefSeq lists its product as uncharacterized. The coding region runs from base 1 to 2367 and encodes 788 amino acids. The record is from RefSeq and is a predicted model, not a curated record. NCBI's taxonomy places the organism in Eukaryota, Euglenozoa, Kinetoplastea, Trypanosomatida, Trypanosomatidae. The transcript has a single exon.
AUGGAAGAGGAAUGGAGUGAUGAUGGGGCGAUGUCUAAUCUUCUCAUUGUGGAAGAGCCGAGUGCCUGUCAUCUCCCAUGCUCUGUACGCUUCCGUGCCUUCUCCGACCCCACCUCCACCCCAAACGACGAGAAUAGUAACAAGAAUAAAAAUAGUAGCAACCAUAAUUACAACCAUAUUAUCAAUAAUAAUAAUAAUAAUAAUAAUAAUAAUAAUAAUAAUAAUAAUCACAUCAAUGUUAGUAGUACAACUGGUGGUAGUGCGGCGUUGCCGAAUAGUUAUUGUCUGCAGAAACGCCGCCGUUUGGAUGAUGCGUUGGGAUGUGAACACCCCGCCGUUGUCCGGCCGCUCUUGCGGGUAUUGCGGCACCCCAUUGAUAUUGCCCGCCGCCGACAGGAGACCCUCCGCUGGUUGGAGAAGCCGCGAUCUGCAGAAGACAUUCAAGCACGACUCGCACUCGACAGGCGACUGGGCGUGACGCCAAGUCUUGCCACUGUGCACGGCGCCCUCGCCCGACUGAAGGAAUUACACCGCACAGAAAUGAUUGCAGACAUGGCGGAGGAUCUCGUGAUGGAUUCCCCUGCGCUUUCUAUUUGGACACUUCUUAAAAUAGUGGAGGGACUGAAGGGACAUCCACAGCGGGCCGCCCGUGUGGUGUUUUCACUGGCCCCAUUAGUGACGAAUGGUACUGUUCCCACGAGUGUGUGGUCGUCUCUCUGCUGUGAAUUGGAUAAAGUCGCUCGUCAGAUGCCAGCGCCAUUGGAUCGUUCUUUGGUGGAGUUGUUUGGACAAGUAUUAUACCGUGUACGGGAUGAUGGUCCAAUGAGUGGAUCUCUUGUUGUUUAUUACGGACAGGCUUUGCUGAAGAGUCAGGCACCCAUUCGCAGUAUUGUGGGAUUUGUACAGACAGAACUUUUAAGUGGUCGUAAUACACCACCGAAUGAUACGGCAUCGGAAUUGAGACUUGGGGCUUUUCUUAGUGAGUUAAUUCAAGUAAUGUGUGCUCGCGCAGAUGAAGAGAGUAGUGGACGCGAGAAUGGUCCUCCAUUCACGGUGAGAGAACGACUAUUGUAUUGUGGAGAUUUUGUUAAACACGCCUAUGCCGCACAACUUCGGCUUACACAAGCCGCAUUUGAUGCCUUUUUACGGUUCUGUGAUGAGGAAGGAGAUUACCAUAGACUUUGUAUUGUCUUUCUCGCCAUGUGUGCGUUAUCUACACCCACUUUAAUAUCCGCCACACGAGUUGCAGAGAUGUUGUGUGAUGUGGAAGAAAUGUCGCAUUAUCUUUCAACGUUGUUGCGUCAAUCCUCCGCUAUGUUAAUGUUGUAUGUAAUCCAACGUCAUGGGGAGGCUAGUUUGUUCCCAAUCAACUUGAAUACAAAUGUUAAUCAUCAUCAUCAUCAUCACAAUCAAAAUCAUCAUCAUAAUAAUCAUAAUAAGAACAGUAUUAAAGAAAAAUUAGAAUUGCACUUUUGUGAAUGUGUUGCACGAUUAUCUGCAAGAGAUGGAGAUGCAUCUCUUUGCAUGAAUAUUUUCACAGCCAUUAUGGAUCAAGGUAGACAUUCAGGGGCUCACGCUUUUAUAUGUACAUUGUUAUCAGUACUGCAGGCUUCACCACGUCUUUCAGAUACCCGUAUUGCAUCUAGUUAUGCCGUCCUAUUUGAACCUUUUAACUUGGAAGCUUUAUAUUAUGCUUUACAUCCAUCGAAUGUAUUAUUAGAUGUUUUUUCUAAUAUGAUGCAGUCACGACCUUUAGCCUCACUUUUUCAUUUACGUGAUGAUGUUGUGAAUGAUAAAGUAAAUCGUCCUUCUGGUAGUGGUGUUGGAUCCACUGCGGUCACGGUGGAAAGUGUCUUGACCACACUCUUCGCAUCUCCGCAGGUGUACGGUACUGUUCUUGAUGAGAGUGCUGUUGGGGCUUUAGCGAAUAGUGCCCCGCUGGCCGCAGCCUUUGUGAAGAUGAUGAGUAAUUACGCAGCGAAAACAGGAGCCGUGGCGCUUGUUCCUUUUGAUGUUUGUACUUCUAAAGAACUCACACACACCGCACGGCAAUUACUUAUAGAAUGGUUAACACAAUAUAACUGGCUUGUGGUGUUGCCCCUUUCUCUCGCCAUUCAGUUGAUAGCAGGUAAUAAUGCUUCUCUCAGUUCUACAAAUCCACAUCAAGAAAAAGAAAAACAACAAAAUAAACAGAAGCAACGACAGCAAUUAUCAUGCAUACAAUUAUUUCAUGAAAUUCGACGUUUAGGUCAUAAAAAAGUUGCCUUAAUGACAGAUUCACAAAAUGUCGUUGAACUAGCGAAGGGAGAAGGCGUACACCCUGUCAUCACACUUACGGAGCUUAGAACACGUCUAGGUGUUUGUUAG